This is a messenger RNA of Closterium sp. Naga37s-1, 558 nucleotides long. Lineage: Eukaryota; Viridiplantae; Streptophyta; Zygnematophyceae; Desmidiales; Closteriaceae. The record is from the annotation of a GenBank genome assembly.
AUGGCACCGCCGUUUAACUCCGGUACGACGAAGCUCGAUACUCUAUUCAGCGUGGGCGAGGAGCGGACGGUCGUACUCGCUAUAGACACUUGCAAGUCGUGCCUUAACGCGUUCGACUCCCUCGCUGCCUCCUGCCACAAAACGCAAUCAUUCCUCCCCGCGAAUCUCGCCGCUUCUUCUACGGAGUUCCAACUCAAACCGACGGACCGCCUUGUGGUGGUGUUCCACCACGCGAACCACACGCCCAUUAGCAUCAUGACACACCUCCCGCGUCAUCAGCUGUGGCGGCCGCAGCUAAACCCUUCAAACGUGGUGCGGCAGAUGCAAGAGGCGGGGCGCGCGGACGCGGCGCCGGUGGUGGUGAUGGCGCUGAUGGCGGAGCGCGAGGUUCGGCGCACGCUGGCGGAGAGGACGGCGUGGGAUCGACGCACCAAGCGCGCGGUCAUGCGCAUGGCAGCUGUUGCGCGCGUGUGCAAGGUGAGGAAGGAGGGGGAAGGUGGGUUUGGUAGGGAAUGCAAGGCGAGGGUACUGCGGGAGGUCGCCACGUGGGGGUGGUAG